This is a messenger RNA of Peronospora matthiolae, 291 nucleotides long. NCBI's taxonomy places the organism in Eukaryota, Oomycota, Peronosporomycetes, Peronosporales, Peronosporaceae. The record is from the annotation of a GenBank genome assembly.
AUGUCCUCACCACCAAACGAGUCAAAGGCUCUGUGUGACUACCUCGGAAUAGAGGAGGAGGUGGACUAUGGUAGCGAUACCAGUGUCCGCGGUGAUACAGGGACAAUGUCCGGAUCACUGAUGCAUGUGGCACAACCUUCGAAAACCCCAAAUCCGUUCGCUGAACGUGGAGAUGCGAGCGCGCCACCAGCGCAGCAUGCAGCAUCUAAGUCUGAUGAGACUAUCAUCACGAAACCGCUCGAUGAGCAAAAACAAGUGCUUGUCCAAAGAGAAGAAUACGCUCAGCGUUAA